This is a messenger RNA of Pestalotiopsis fici W106-1, 1695 nucleotides long. RefSeq lists its product as uncharacterized. Gene Ontology annotation, biological process: transmembrane transport. Lineage: Eukaryota; Fungi; Ascomycota; Sordariomycetes; Amphisphaeriales; Sporocadaceae. Gene Ontology annotation, molecular function: transmembrane transporter activity. Bases 1 to 1695 code for a protein of 564 amino acids. The transcript is spliced from 6 exons. The record is from RefSeq and is a predicted model, not a curated record.
AUGGGGCUCGGUAUACUCGAGGACACUGUCCUCGAUCACGUCCCAGGGACGACGAGAUACUUUGACGAUCCAGACAGACCGCAAACUGCGGACACGGCAGAUGCCCGAGGUUUGAAAUGCGACAGAAGUGGGACCGUACCCAUUAUACUCCAUCCACAACCAUCGGACGAUCCCAACGACCCUCUGAAUUGGCCUUUGUGGAGGCGCGAUCUCAUCACAUUCAUACUCUCCGUGACGGCCAUCUUCGCGACAGCUCUGGGCCCGAUUCUGGCAGCAAACACGUUGACGCUGACCUUGUACUUUACCCUUAAUUUCACAUGGAUUGCUGUUCUGACCGGAUAUUUCCUGCUGGGUGUGGGAUUUGCCGGCAUGUUCUUCGUUCCGUCGAGCAGGAUAUGGGGAAAGAGACAUGCCUUUUUGCUAGGAUUGUUGCUUCUGGUCGCAUCAAGUGCCUGGGCUGGUGCUGUCGGGAGGAAGAGGGAUUAUACCAGCCUGUUAUGGUCCAGGAUUAUCCAGGGAGUCGGGACAGCACCAUUCGAGUCGCUCGUGAAUGCUGCCGUGGGAGAUUUAUACUUUGUCCAUGAGAGAGGUAAGCGCAUGGCCUUCACGAAUCUGGCCGUGUUUGGAGGUGCCUUUUUCACCCCCGUCGUGGUAGGCAAGAUUACACACACCAUCGGGUGGUGGUGGACCUUUUAUCUCGUGGCGAUCUUCUGCGCUGUAUCCUUCUUUGCCGUGUUUCUUUUCUGCCCAGAAACAUCCUUUAGGCGCGAUGCUGCUCUCAACACCGAUAUUGUUGCCUUUGAUGAGGACUCUCGACAGUCUCAUGACCACGAAAAGAUGGCUACAGGACCUUCGUCAGCUCCCAAUAGCAACCAUGCCAUGCCCGUUCCGGCUCGCAAGACUUACUGGCAGUCGCUGUCUCCCUUUGACGGCUAUAAGACGGAUGAGAGUUUCUUGAAACUCUUCUUCCGACCAUUUCCGUUAUUUGUGCAGCCUGCCUUUCUCUGGGCAUGUUUAAUCCAAGGAACAAUGAUUGGCUGGACGGUAUUCAUUGGAGUCGUUCUGGCCGCAAUCUUCCUGGGCCCGCCGCUCUUUUGGAAUGAAGUAUCGACUGGGUAUGCCUAUGUUGGGCCCUUUCUCGGUGCUGUGCUCGGCUUCCUGAUUGCUGGCCUCCUUGCCGACUGGAGCGCCAAGUUUUUGACCAAACGCAACGGCGGCAUCUAUGAGCCAGAGUUCCGCAUUUGGCUGGUGGUGCCCCAGCUCAUAUUUGGAUGUCUCGGGCUUUACGGCUUUGCCAUUACGAGCGUGGGAACAUUGAGAGGCGAAUACCACUGGGUCGUGCCCAUCAUCUUCUUUGGGUUCGAGGUGUGUGGUAUGGUCAUUGGGGCGGUGGCCAGCUCGCUGUAUAUUGUUGAUGCAUAUCGUGAUCUGGCCGUUGAGGGCUUUACAUGCUUGAUCAUUUUCAAAAACAUGUUCAGCUUUGGUUUGACCUUCAAGGCGUACGACUGGUUGGUUGAGGGCGGUAUUAAGGAGACAUUUAUCGCGCUCGCAUCGGUGCAGGUGGUGAUCUGCCUGCUGAGUAUUCCCAUGUAUGUAUAUGGCAAGCGGAAUCGCAGCUUCUUUCACCGUCAUGAUUUGUUGGAGAUGACUGGCUUGAGGGGGAAAUUCACGUUAUUCGGCCUGCUUCGCAAAUGA